AUGGAUUGUCUUCGUGCAUUUCUUGCCAAGCUCCAGAAUUGGCAAAGGAAAGUCAAUGCAGGAAAUGUUGCCAUGUUUGAGAAUCUUUCAACUGUUCUUGAUGAGAAUGAAGAUCAUCUGCUCGACCCAUUACUCAAAACUGAAAUCACUCAGCACCUGAAAUCCUUGGAAAGUGAGCUCAAAAACUAUUUUCCAGAAUUCGAGGAGGAAGAUGGGAAAUUGGUGAGGAAUCCUUUCUCUGGCACUCUUGAUAUUGCUACCAUUCCCAGUGAUGUUCAGGACGAAUUUCUUGAUCUCAAGAAUGAUUCUGUUGCCAAAGAUCUCUAUGAAGAAAGAUCUCUGACUGUAUUCUGGCGCUCAAUGUAUCAGUCAUAUCUAAAAGUUAGCGAGAUUGCACUUCGAGUCCUCUUGCCCUUUUCAACUACCUAUUUAUGCGAAUGUGGUUUCUCCACCCUUCUACAUAUAAAGAGUAAAAGCCGGAACCGACUGGGUGUGGACCCGGACAUGAGAUGUGCAUUGUCAGUACACAACCUCGGAUCAGUCACCUGA
Homarus americanus (American lobster) is the source of this 549-nucleotide messenger RNA. RefSeq names its product zinc finger BED domain-containing protein 5-like. Gene Ontology annotation, molecular function: protein dimerization activity. The transcript has a single exon. The record is from RefSeq and is a predicted model, not a curated record. NCBI's taxonomy places the organism in Eukaryota, Metazoa, Arthropoda, Malacostraca, Decapoda, Nephropidae. The coding region runs from base 1 to 549 and encodes 182 amino acids.